Clunio marinus is the source of this 288-nucleotide messenger RNA. The record is from the annotation of a GenBank genome assembly. Lineage: Eukaryota; Metazoa; Arthropoda; Insecta; Diptera; Chironomidae.
AUGUCAAUGAUUGUACUUUCAAUUGCAUUAAUUAGUGCUUGUCAUUCCCAAAUACUGCCACUUGUGUUGAUGCAUGAAGAAGUAGAAGAAUUCAACAGAGCAUUUUACUCAUUUCUUCUUAAAUAUCUCAUCGAAUCAAUAUGCAUUCAUCUAAACAUGCCACAUCAUUUUAGUGUUAUUUCUUUGAGGUGUUGUCAUUGCGUCAGUAAACGACUCAUAGACUUUAAUUCCCAACUGAUGAUUUCUGUCUCCAUGAUGGUUAACCACAAAUUAGGCCUGAAAUUAUAA